CUCAACCGAUAAGUGGCUUGGCUCUUCUGACCGCCCGGCAGAACCAGUGGAAUCGAGCAGGGCCCUCCAAAAUUUCUGGAAACUUGCGGCAAGCCGAUCGCUGCAAGCUUUCCCACCUUCCAUGAGCGAUUGAUUGAUUGAUUGAUUGAUCAAUCGCCAACACCCAACAUCAUGUCCGGCUCAAAACCCGAAUUCCUGCGAUUCACAGGCCACCGCGCCUUCGCCCAUAGGCUAGUCCUCUCCACGCUCACCGGCCGACCAAUCCACAUCUCCAAGAUCCGCUCCGCCUCGCCAACCAACCCAGGACUUGCCCCGCAUGAGGUCUCCUUCCUGCGCCUGCUCGAGGCCGUCACCAACGGCAGCGUCAUCGACGUCUCCUACAGCGGCACCACAAUAACCUACCAGCCCGGCCUCAUCACGGGCACCACCCCGGGCGCGGGCUCGGCCCUGGCAAGCGACGCCAUCGAGCACGUGCUCCCGGCCGCCUGCAACCGCAGCAUCACCUACUUCCUCCUCCCGCUAGCGCUGCUGGCGCCCUUCUCCAAAGCGCACAUGAACGUCCGCUUCUCCGGCCCCGGCGUCAUCACGUCCGGCACCUCAUCAACGGGCGACCUAUCCAUCGACACCUUCCGCACGGCAGUGCUGCCGCUGUACGGGCUCUUCGGGAUCCCACCAGCGCGCAUCGAGCUGCGCGUGCUAUCGCGGUCGUGCCCGGGGCCGGGCGGGCGCGGCGGCGGCGGCGUGGUGGAGCUGCGGUUCGCCAGCCAGGUGCGGCUGCCCAAGACGCUGCACCUGAACCGGCGGCCGGGCCGCAUCCGCCGCAUCCGCGGCGUCGCCUACUGCACGGGCGUGUCGGCCAGCCACAACAACCGCAUGAUCACGGCCGCCCGCGGCGUGCUGAACCAGCUGGUGUCGGAUGUUCAUGUUGCUGCGCAGUAUGACCCCGCGCCGCUGGUCGGGGAGAAGGGCAGUGCCUCGAAGAGGAAGCUCGGUAUUGGGUUUGGUUUGAGCCUGGUGGCCGAGUCGAGCGCCGACGGCGUGUUCUAUGCGGCCGACGAGGUCGCGCCGCCCCAGGGUGGGGUGGUGCCCGAGGACAUCGGCACGAGGUGCGCGUACCAGCUGCUCGAGGUCAUUGCGCAGGGCGGGUGUGUGACGGGCGCGGCGGCGCCGACGGUGCUUACGUUGAUGGCGAUGGGGGCGGAGGAUGUCGGGAGGUUGAGGCUGGGGAGGGAGGUGAUGGCGCGGGAGGAGAUAAUAGGGCUGGCGAGGGACUUGAAAGAGUUCGGGGCGAGCAGUUGGGGGAUACGGGAUGCUGGCGACGACGAUGGGGCGGGCGACUUGAUAAUAUCAGUCAAGGGGACAGGGGUUGGUAAUGUCGGGAGGAAGGUAGCAUAAGGAAUAAAACCAAAGCUCAUUUUUAAGGCGGGCCCGCCUAAACCAAACCCUCUUUGGACGUUGCACAACCAGGAAACACGUUCAGGGCAUUAUUACUACCUCUGCCUCGCGGAAACAAGCCUGCUCCUCCGUUCCGCAGCAAGCGCGGCAAUCGU
Molecule: messenger RNA, 1550 nt
Organism: Chaetomium fimeti
Lineage: Eukaryota; Fungi; Ascomycota; Sordariomycetes; Sordariales; Chaetomiaceae
Product: RNA 3'-terminal phosphate cyclase/enolpyruvate transferase
Exons: 1
Coding region: 172-1395 (407 amino acids)
Biological process (GO): ribosome biogenesis; endonucleolytic cleavage of tricistronic rRNA transcript (SSU-rRNA, 5.8S rRNA, LSU-rRNA)
Cellular component (GO): nucleolus
Molecular function (GO): RNA endonuclease activity
Source: RefSeq, a predicted model, not a curated record